Molecule: messenger RNA, 12028 nt
Organism: Cyprinodon variegatus (sheepshead minnow)
Lineage: Eukaryota; Metazoa; Chordata; Actinopteri; Cyprinodontiformes; Cyprinodontidae
Product: protocadherin-16-like
Exons: 21
Coding region: 438-10280 (3280 amino acids)
Biological process (GO): homophilic cell-cell adhesion
Cellular component (GO): cell-cell junction; plasma membrane
Molecular function (GO): calcium ion binding
Source: RefSeq, a predicted model, not a curated record
GAGGAGAGGAGCAGGAGGUUGCAGCCCAUCACGUGUCGAAUAAAUCAGAUUUUGGAGACGGACGUCCACCGCUCGGCCCCCAAAACCGUUUGGUCUGGUGAAGCGCACAGCAGCCGCUCCAGUGUGUCUGCAUUCAUCCUCACCGACAGACAGGCUGAUGCUGACGGAGAGCACAUAACGUCUCCUGGAUGAGGAAAGUUUUGCUGCAAGUUUGCCCUUUUUUUUCCACUUUUGUUUUUGUUCGUCAAAGAAACAAAUUCUGCCCUUCAGAGAAGAUCUCCAUAGGCUACCCGAGCUUUUUUCUUUCUCUCCUGAUAUGGAUUUAACUUUCACUUUUUGCUCCAUAAGGGGGAACUUAUGAGAGAGUGGAUAUAUUGUAGUUCUUCCUGAAAAUCAGCACAGAGGAGCAGAUAAAUGCUUAAAACGAAGAAGCAAAGAUGAAGACAGCUGCCAAGGGUCUUGGAAAGUCUAAAAUGGAUCCAUUGCACUCUGAGGGUUGGUUUGGCAUCAGGAUAGUGUUAAUGGUAUACGUACUAUUGGAGCUUUUAACACUCAAUUCAUCUUUUGUUCUUGGGACCCUUGAGCUACAGCUAGAUGAGGAACAACCAGCUGGGACAGUUGUGGGGGACAUCAGCGCAGGACUUCCACCUGGUGUCACAGCUUCUUUAUAUUUCAUAUCUGACCAUGAGGGCACAGGAGUGGGUAGUGAUUUGGACAUAGACGAAAGCACAGGUAUUAUUAAAACAGCUAAAGUUCUGGACAGAGAGUUGAGAGACAGAUACAGCUUCAUUGCAGUAACCAUGACAGGUGUGACUGUCGAAGUGACUAUCAAAGUAAAUGAUAUAAAUGACCAUGUUCCGAAGUUUCCCAGAAAAAGAGCCACAUUUAAAAUUCCUGAGCAGACGGCUAUUGGCACAAGAUUUCCUCUCGAGCCAGCUGUGGACAGUGAUAAGGGAGAGUUCACCACACAGGGCUAUAUUAUUAAGGAUGGAAAUGUUGGCCAGGCAUUCACCUUAGAGACAAGAAGAGGAAGCAGUGAGGUUCUCUUUCUCGACUUGGUGGUCAACGGCAUUCUAGACCGAGAGAAAAGAUCAACCUACACAUUAUUGUUAGAGGCCUUUGAUGGUGGUUCACCCAAGAGGACUGAUCAGAUGACCUUAGAUAUUAUCGUACAAGAUAUUAAUGACAACGCUCCUGUUUUUAACCAGAGCCGCUAUCAUGCAAUAAUAUCUGAGAAUCUCCAACCAGGAAGCAACAUCCUGCAGGUUUUUGCAACAGAUGCUGAUGAGGGAGAUAAUGGACUGGUACUAUAUGAAAUCAACAGGAGGCAAAGUGACCCAGAUCGAUACUUUGUUGUGGACACUAGCUCUGGCAUCAUUACAUUGAACAAGCAGCUGGACUUUGAGAUGAGAAGAGUACAUGAACUGGUGGUCCAGGCUCAAGACAACGCAACCCACCCUGAAGUAACCAAUGCCUUUGUAACCAUUCAUGUCAGAGACUACAAUGACAACCAACCCACCAUGACCAUCAUCUUUUUGAGUGAGGAUGGCUCUCCAAGAAUCUCAGAAGGUGCCCAGCCAGGCCAGUAUGUAGCACGAAUCUCAGUCACUGACCCAGACUAUGGAGAGUACGCUAACGUCAAUGUGUCAUUAGAAGGCGGAGAUGGAAAGUUUGGCCUGACAACAAAAGAUAGCAUAAUAUAUCUUGUAUGUGUGGACCAGAUUCUGGACCGGGAAGAAAGGGACACCUAUGAGCUGAGGGUGAUGGCGACAGAUUCAGGCACACCUCCACUUAGGGCGGAGUCUUCCUUUGUCAUCCAGGUGACUGAUAUAAAUGACAACCCACCUCUUUUUGAUCAUCCAGUGUACAGACAAGUGAUCCCUGAGGUGGUCUUCCCAGGCAGCUUUGUGUUGCAGGUAACUGCGAGAGAUAAAGAUCACGGGCCAAAUGGGGACAUUAACUACAGCAUCCUCGAAGAUCCCAGUGGCUACUACAGCUGGUUCAGUAUCGACUCCAUUACGGGCAUAAUCACCACGUUAUCCCAGCUUGAUUAUGAAAAGAACCCUAAUCCCAGUAUAACUGUUGUAGCCACAGAUGGAGGCAAACCUCCCCUUUCUUCCACAUCAGUGGUAAAUAUCGUUCUUCAGGAUAUAAAUGACAAUGAGCCUGUUUUUGAGAGAAACUUCUACAACGUCUCCAUCAAGGAAAACACGCCACCAGGGACCUGCAUUCUUCAGGUGACGGCGACAGAUGCGGAUGGAGGCUCCUUUGGCUCUGUCUCCUACUCCCUUGGCUCUGGCAGUAACAGUGCUGUUCCCUCUCAGUUUACCAUUGGCAAGGAGACGGGCCAGAUCUGCACUAACGUUGUAGUAGACAGGGAUCAAGGGCCGGACAGUUUCGACUUCACUGUAACUGCAGUAGACGGGGGUGGACUGAGCUCAGUAGCCUAUGUGAAGGUGGACUUGGUGGACGUGAACGAUAAUAGACCCGCUUUUUACCCACUCAGUUACGCUGUUAGUUUGAGCACACAGAGUGCCCCUGGGACAUCUGUUCUUAGAGUGAUGGCCUAUGACCCAGACUCAGGCGAGAACGGCAAAAUUACAUACAAAACACUACCUGGAGGAGCCUCCCCAUACUUUACCCUCAACAAAGACACAGGUGUUAUCUCCCUGUCUCGGUCAGUCUAUGGGAAAGCCAACUCCGUUAUUCCCAUGGUUAUCUCUGCUCAAGAUGGUGGUGGCCUCUUGGCUUUAGAAAAUGCAAGAGUCAACAUUAGUGUGGUGGCAGGGCUGGUGGCACCCCCUGUAUUCGAACAGGCUCAGUACUACUUUACUGUAUCAGAGGACGCCCUGCGUGGAACAGUGGUCGGCAUCGUCCAGGCCAGCAGUAAGACAGGUAAUUCCAGGGGCAUCGCUUACACAAUAAGCUCUGGGGACCCAGCAGGCUACUUCACUGUGGAUCCUGACACUGGAGCCUUAAGGACCAGUCUGCCACUGGAUCAUGAAACUCAGCCAAUUCUUGAUAUAGAAGUGCAGGCCCGCAGCGGCAACCCUCCUGCAUUUGGACAGACUCGUAUUCAGAUCACCAUUGCAGACAUCAAUGAUAAUCCUCCCGUGUUUUUACCCUCGUCCUCAGAGUCUCUGCUACUGCCAGAGAACACAGAAAUGGGCACAGUGGUGUAUCGCAUCCAAGCAGAGGACAGAGACUCAGGGCUCAAUGGACAGCUUAGCUUCGACCUUUCCUCUCCAAGUGGAAUUCAGAGGAUUUUCAGCAUAGAGCGCAGCACUGGAGAGAUUCGACUGGUUGGAAGCCUCUGCUAUGAAACUAACCCCCGCUAUGACCUCUUGGUGAUUGCCAAAGAUAAAGGCGUGCCCCAGCUUAGUGCUACCCUGAUGCUUGUGGUUCAUGUGCAAGCAGAGAAUGAUCAAGGUCCUGUAUUUGAUACCCUCACUUACAGAGUUGAACUAAAAGAAGGAGCUCCUAUAAACACUCGCUUCCUACAAGUCAGGGCUAUGAGCAGAGAGAUCCCAGGCUCAGGUAAUCUGAGCCCACUAAUGUAUCAUCUUCGUCCAGAUGGAGAUGCCGCAGGAUUCGGCAUAGCAGCAGACAGUGGCUGGCUUUUCAUAAAAAACUCCCUAGACAGGGAGCAGAAGGACAUAUAUCUCCUAACGGUGCUUGCCAGCGUGAGCCAUGGAGGGUUAAAAAAGACGGGGAGCGCCACGGUCCGCAUAUCUGUGACCGAUGAGAACGACAAUGCUCCUCGGCUCGCCCAGCAGAGAGUUUUCAUGGCUGUGAGAGAGAAUCUGCCUGCAGGGACAGGUUUUGGUCAUGUGUUGGCCACAGAUAGGGACAGUGGGUCUAAUGGACGCCUCAGCUACCGCUUCCUGCACACUGACCGCCACUUCCAGAUAAACAGCUACACAGGUGAAAUCAGUACAAGGAUGACUCUCGACAGAGAGCAGCAGUCAAGUUAUCAGCUGAUGGUGGUGGUACAAGACGGGGGUUCACCCCCUCGCUCUGCGACGGGCACCGUCUUCAUUACUCUACUUGAUGACAACGACAAUGACCCAGCUUUUAUUCAUAGUCAAUCAGGGAAAAAUAUCCUCAUUCAGGUGAAAGAAGGUCAACCUGCUGGUGCUGUGCUGGGAACGCUGCAAGCCAAAGAUCCAGAUGAAGGAGAGAAUGGCACAAUAGUGUACUCCUUAUCAGGUCCCAGGGCUGAGCGUUUCUCUUUGAAUGCAAUCACCGGCGAGCUGCACUCAUCAUCCCCUCUCAGCCACUCGGAAAGGGCCGAAUAUUCUCUGACGGUGACAGCCACUGACAGAGGACUACCCCCGCGCAGCACCUCCUGCUCCCUUACAAUUCAGGUGAUCAGCAAAAGCAGUCAAGACACUAAGACGAGGACCCACUCCGUAAUUUUCAACUCUGUGGAGGAGGAGGCCACUCCUGGCACUGUUAUUGGCACGGUUUGCCUCCAUGACAGAAAAACCACCGAAGAGGGCAAGGUGACGUACACAGUGAUCGGAGGCACCGAUCAGGAUGGGACUUUUGUCGUGGACCGCCUAACUGGUGAUGUUUACCUAGCUUGUCCUCUUGACUAUGAACGAGACAAAAGGUACAGCCUGAAAAUCGAAGUGGAUGACUUCUCGCAGGUCCCUCCUAGAAGCACGCUAGUCAACUUGGACAUUGACAUAGAAGACAGCAACGACCAUUCCCCUGAGUUUGCUGAAGACCCCAUCACAAUCGUCAUCUCUGAGAACACGGAGGCAGGCUCCUCUGUUUAUACUUUCCAGGCAACAGAUAAGGAUGGCAGUGGGCCUAAUAGUGAACUGCUAUACUCUAUUCUCCAGCAGUGGCCAAAUACCCCUGGGCUUUUCAAACUUGACCCUGUCACUGGUAUUCUCUCUUUGGGUCACAAGCUGGAUCAUGAGGUCACGUCAACAAUGAUGCUGGUCGUUAAGGCGACAGAUUCGGCCCUCAAUGCCAGCCAGAGGCAUUGGGGUUCUGUCACAGCAAGAAUCUAUGUAACCGACGAGAAUGACAAUCCACCAGUAUUCAUAUCGCCAACAGCUGUCAGCGUUAUGGAGGACCAGCCUGUGGGCUUUGUGGUGCUUUUUCUGAUGGCCAGAGAUGCUGAUCAAGGGGAAAAUGGAAGGGUGACCUAUAAAAUCCAAUCAGGCAACACAGGAGGGACAUUUAGCCUCAACCCUAACACAGGCUCUCUCUCUAUUUUCAAAUCACUGGACCGUGAGGAGCAGGAUAUCUUUAACCUCACAGUAACUGCAGAGGAUCAUGGGAUACCUCAGCGCUCUUCUAGUCAGAUUCUGUGUGUCCAAGUGAUUGAUGUCAACGAUGAAGUGCCCUGGUUUGAAGAGAGCCAUUAUGAAGCACAAAUCUCUGAGAACAAACCUGCAGGAACAAGUGUUUUAACAGUGUCGGCUUCUGAUCUGGAUCAAGGAACCAAUGGGCUUGUGACAUAUCACAUCUCACAGGGAAGUUUCACGAUCAACCCGGUCACAGGGGUCAUAACAACCACUAAGUCUUUGGAUAGGGAGCUUCAGGAUUAUUAUUCUAUCACAGUUUAUGCAAAAGAUGGAGGCCUCCCACCCAACUAUGCUAAAGCAACAGUAAAGAUCAAGAUCCUUGACGCCAAUGACAACGCCCCUGUUUUUGGACGUCUCUACCACAGCAUAGAGGUGCCUGAAAAUAUGGAGGCGCUACCUCUUUUUACCGUAAAGGCCACAGAUCCAGAUGAGGGAGACAGUGGAGAGAUUCACUACAGAAUUUCAGCCGGGGAUCCAUCCGGAAACUUCCACAUUGACCAGAAAACAGGCCUGCUGUAUACUUCAAGGCCACUAGAUCGGGAAAAGAGACCUGGGUAUACAUUAACAGUUGUAGCUCAGGACAAGGGCAGUCUUCCACUUAGCAGUAGUACUACUGUUGAAGUGACAGUUCUUGACAGUAAUGACCACAGUCCACAGUUUGAAAGCAGCAGCUAUACUGCGGACAUUGCAGAAGAUGUUCCCAUCGGUUCCCUGGUUCUACAAGUCCGAGCCAUUGAUUUGGACAAUGGACCCAACAGUCAAAUCCUCUACUUCCUGAGCCACGGCUCUCAGAGCAUGUUCAUCAUAGACCAGAACACGGGCCGUAUUAUCACAGCUGCAGCCCUAGAUAGAGAGAAAACUGCCUCAUACACUUUUAUGGUGUGCGCCACCGAUUCCUCUCCCACAAACCCCCUGAAUUCAACUGCUGAAGUUACUAUCUACAUCCAAGAUGUGAACGACCACUCCCCUUUCUUCAUCCAGGAUCCACUUAUUCUGAACAUCUCUGCCAGCUCCAUUUCUAGUCGGGGAAUCUUAGCCACAAUGAGGGCUGAAGAUAAGGACUUUGGAGCUAAUGGGUCUGUUUUUUAUCGUUUUGCCAACCCUGUGAGGGGGUUUACAAUCAACUCACUAACAGGAGACAUCCAGUGCACAGAAAAGCUUCAGUCCCUCACCCAAACCCAGAGGACUCUGAUUGUUCAGGCCAUGGACCAAGGAAAUCCUGCUCAGUCUUCACUGGGAGUUGUUAUCAUUUAUAUUAAGGAGCAAAACUACAGAGGGAUCCGCUUUUCUCGUACAGCAAGAGAUGUCAGUUUACAAGAGAAUGCUGCAAAAGGAACGGUAGUGACAAAGACAGAAGCCCAGUAUCCCGAUGGCUCCAAAACUGGCAUCAUCUACAGCAUUUUUAGUGGAAACAAAUUGCAGUCUUUUGGGAUAAACCCCAUUACAGGGGAAAUAUGGGUGCAGAAAUCUGAAGGACUCGACUUUGAGGAAACCCCAAAACUCCGCCUUGUUGUGAAAGCAGAAACAUCGUCUUCCAGCUCCUACAUGGCUGUUAACUUGAUUCUACAGGACGUGAAUGACAACUUGCCCCGCUUCCAGCUCCAGAACUAUGUGGCAUACAUCCGAGAGGCACAGGGACACAAUUCCCCCAUUAUCCAGGUUGCUGCAGAUGACAUGGACCAGGGUCAAAAUGCACAGGUGACAUACUCCAUCAGGUCAUCGUCCAUGAGUGGGUUAUUCAAGAUUGACCCCUUGACUGGAAGCAUCACCACUGGUGCCAUCAUGGACCGGGAGAUCUGGACCCAAACAAAGCUUGUUGUUGUGGCAACAGACCGGGGAACCCCACGGCUGGCUGGCUCUGCCACCCUAACUGUGAUCAUCGUAGACCUCAAUGACAACAGUCCCAUGAUUCCUGUGCCACGAGAGAUCCGGGUGCCUGAGGAUACUCUUAUUGGGACAGUUAUCACCCGGGUCACAGGAAAUGAUGUUGACUCAGAACCACCGCUGUCCUAUACAUUACACCUGGAUGCUAACAGCCAAGGCAUGUUUGGAAUUCAUCAUUAUGGGGGAGGAGUGUCUUUGACCGGCUCUCUUGACCAUGAAGAGAGGACGUGGUACACGCUGACGGUGCGCUCAUCUGACUCCAAACAUCAAAGCGAAGCCAAUCUCACCAUUCUUGUUGAUGACGUGAAUGACAAUGCCCCCGUGUUUACUCAGGAUUUCUAUCAGGUUACUGUGUCAGAGCACCAAGGAGCAGGCAGUGCACUGAUCACCUUAACAGCCACUGACCGUGACUCUGGCGAGAACGGCAAAAUUACCUACAGAGUGAUGUCAUCCACUAAGGGGGCAUUCUUCAUUGAUCCAAAUAAUGGAACUCUUUUUAUCAACCAGAAGACAGAACUGGAUUUUGAACAUCCUUCCAUUCUUGUUGCUAUUGAAGCAAGGGACCAUGGUACUCCAUCUCUAUCAUCCAUCGCCACUGUUCAGAUCCAUGUAUCCGAUGUCAAUGACAACGCUCCAGUUUUUCACCAGUCCGAGUACAGAGCCACUGUCUCUGAGGAUGGCCUUCCUGGAUCAACUGUUCUCACAUUAGAAGCCGUGGAUGGAGACCUUUUUCGGGAAAACUGUGGUUUUGAUUUUGCAAUUGCCAGUGGCAACUCUGGUAAUACCUUCCAGAUUGAGAGUAGUGUGCACUUCCUGGAGGGUCAGGGAUUCCAGACAGUCGGCAGCCUGAUUCUGAUGGAAAAGCUUGACUUUGAAGCAUUCCCAACUUAUAACCUGACUGUUGUGGUAUCAGAUCGGGGGAUCCCCCAACGUAGCUCUAGUGUGCCAGUCCUAAUCAGUAUAACAGAUGCUAAUGACAACCCUCCAACAUUCAGUAGAACAGAUUACAGUGUUGUACUAAGUGAGGGUGUAGCAAUCGGGACAGAGAUCUUACAUUUAUCAGCCACAGAUCCAGACUCUGCCCCCAAUGGAGAGGUGCAGUACACUAUAAGUUCAGGAGAUCAGACAAAUCUGUUUGAGGUGGAUCGUUGGACUGGAGUACUGAGGCUACAAAGACCUUUAGACAGCAAAGCACAGCUAUCCCAUAUGAUUGUUGUCCAGGCGACUGAUGUUCAGGGCCAUUAUGCUUUGGCUGCAGUACAUAUCGAGGUAAAAGACAUAAAUGACAACAGGCCUUUCUUCCCUCUUAAAUCAGUAACUGCAAGUGUCAGGGAGAACCAACCCCCAAAUGCCUUAGUUACAAUGCUGCAUGCAGUUGACCAUGAUAAGGGAGUCUUUGGACAGCUGAAGUAUUACCUCUUAGAUACCUCUAAAGAUAGACAAGAGGAUUUCUUCAUAAAUCAAACAUCAGGUGAAGUACGAACACGCUCUACAUUUGACUUUGAGAAGGUCAACUACUUUUAUUUUGUAGCUGUCGCCAUGGAUGCUGGCAAUUAUUCUGCCACCGUAACAGUACAGGUUUAUGUCACAGGUGAGGAUGAAUACGAUCCUGUUUUCAUCUCAUCAGACUUCACAUUUGAAGUGCCUGAAGGAGCAAAGAGAGGUCAGAUCAUUGGCAAAGUACAUGCCAGUGAUGAGGAUGGAGGUGUGGAUGGCAUUGUCCUUUACUCAUUAUCAGAACAUUCGCCUUACUUUGAAGUCAAUGAAUCAAGCGGAGAAAUUUCAAUAAAGAUGGACAGCAGUAGUAGACAUGUGAGCCGCUCUAAAAGAGAGAUACGUGUGAUUACUCUGGAAGUGACUGCUCACAGCCCUGUAGAUACUUCUCGCACAGCAGUGGCCAAAGUUUUCGUAGAUGUCAGCCAUACAUCCUUUGGCCUUACUACAGACAUGAGCAUGUUGCUUGUCAGUGUCAUUGCUGUUUCGCUUGGGACGAUAAUGAUUUUGAUAGUAAUUGCUGUGGCACUAUUUUUUGUUAGGUUGCAACGUCGUAAAAGGGAGCAAAGAACCCAUAAGAGAAACCCAAUGUCAGGCACCUUACUGCACAAUUUUGAGGAAACAAAACUAGCAGCAAGUGAAAUUAUAUAUCAUCAAACCCUUCCUGGGUAUGCAUCUGACCAAAGUGGUAAUGUUGGUGGACCAUACACUCGUGGGGGUUCCCUUGAUCCGUCCCACUCUAGUGGCCGUGGAUCUGCAGAGGCAGCUGAGGAUGACGAAAUACGAAUGAUUAAUGAGUAUCCUCGAGUGUCAAGCAUCUCUUCUUCCAUGCAGGAGCGUAUUUCUGCCCGAGGUCCAGACUCUGGAAUUCAGCAGGAUGCUGAUCAGCUCUCAGAUGUUUCAUGUGAACCAUCUUUGGACUGGUUUAAAGGAAAGAAAGUGAGCAGCACAAAUAGUACUUUGAUAGCUGGCCAGGUGCCAGUCUACAGGGAUGAUAGGGGUGGAUACGUAGGUGUCGGGCGAGGACUCAGCAUCUCCCAGCCAAAAGACUAUACCUUCCCAGAGGAUGGGAAACCCCCUGUGGAUGGCUCCCUUACAGCCAUUGUGGCAGGUGAUGAGGAGCUGAGGGGCAGCUACAACUGGGACUACCUUCUAAAUUGGUGCCCUCAGUUUCAACCUUUAGCUAAUGUUUUUACAGAAAUAGCACGUUUAAAAGAUGAAACUGCUCCCUCUCAUUCCCGGAGGUCAUUUCAACACAAAGCAAAAGCAGAGUCGAGGAUUGACCCUCCGCCUCUCAUAACCUCUGUGGCCCACCCUGGGGCCAAAACUGUACCCCCAAAACUUGCAAUCACAAGGACUUUCUCUCACCUGGCCUCGUUACGAAGAUCACCCAUCAGUGCUGAGGGGUCCAUCUCCUCGGUUGCGAUGUCUCCAAGUUUUUCUCCAUCUCUUUCACCGCUGGCAGCACGCUCUCCUGCAGUUACACCCUUCAGUGUCUCACAGGGCCCCUCUGCCUCCUUGAUUAGCACAACUGAACAUAGUUUUGAACACAGCGACGAGGCAGACCUACGGAUUUAAACUCUAAACUGCUGGAUUACAAUCCAGUCACUGCUGUUCAAAACUUGUGCUACUGUAGGACCACAGGCUGCAACUUGAAUGCUGUAAUAUUAAACCAUCUUUGUUCUGUUUCUCAAAAAAAAAACAAGUGCGCAGUUGUAUUUUCUGACCAAAAAGCUGAAGCUGUGGUGCUUUUUAAGACAAAACAUCACUUAGAGGCCAAAAAAAAGUUAUGCCUUUCUGUGGUGUGUGUUUGUAUAUGUUUAUGUAUUUCUGCUUUGUUUAUUAGUCUUAAUUUGCACAUUUAAAUAGGGAUUUAUACAUGUCAAUAUUUUGUACAAAGUCAUUGUUUAUAUUUUUGUACCUAGAUGUGGUUUCUGUCAAUAAAACGUUGCGUUAAGAGUUAAGGGUAGAAGACACCUCAGAACAUAUCUGUAUAUUUGUAGCUUGUACUGUAUACUUGUUUGUACUGUAUGUUUGUGACAUUUUAUGUAUUCUCAAACUUGUGGUUCAAAUGAGGUUCCUCAUUAAUGUGUUUAAAAGUUCAUGACCUAAAUGUAAAUAUUUGUUGUACAAGAGAUUUCUUUGAUUUCUUAAAUGAAACAUCUUUAGAAAAAAAAAACCCUGUAUAUUUAACUGCUUACAAUGAAUGUGAAAAGCUAAAAGGUCUUUAUCACAGGUCACCCUAAACUGUGCAAAGGAAAGGGAAAUGUGACACCCGUUCUUCCUGUGCAUCGGGGCGAUGGAUUUCUUACAUUUUUUUACUUUAGGCCUUAUUGUUUCUCAUGCUAUAUUGUAAAAAAAAAAAAAAAAAAGUACUUUUUAAACAGGUUUAUGAAAAAAUCACUAGUUCUGUCGGUAGCAAAACUAUUCCGGAAAAAUAAGCAAUUUUCAUCUAGUAAAUUAAUGUUUCUCUAUAAAGACAAAAACACUAUAAAAAAAAAAGGCUUUUUUGCUCUAAAUUGGGCCAUUUUGUUUUGGGGAUUGUUAUGUACAUAAUUUAAACAUAGAUUUGCCUGUUUUGACUUUUUAUUUAUCCUCUAAUAAGUUUUAAUAUUUUAUACUAUGGUCUUCAAGAAGCACCUUGGAGUAUUUCAGAUCAUUUUAUGCAGAUACCCUCAUCGAAUCAUGUUCGUGAGCACUAAUAUGUUUUUGUCAACCUUUUACUGAACAAUAUAACGAGUUCUUAGUGGCCCUGUUUAGUAGGUAGUUCUAUACUUAUGUUAUCUUCAAAUCUUUUACAGUGAUUUUAUUUAAGCAGGCUUAGAAAAUACAGGCUUUAUGUUUGAAUAUCCUGACCACCAUAUACAAAUAAGCACCACUGCUUUUUGUUAUAUUUUUAAAUAACAUAUGUUAAAAAAAUGAAAGUCUGCCAUUUGUCUCCCUUGAAGGAGAAAUCAUAACAAAGAUGACUGCAAAUGAUUUUAAACCUAUUCAUCUAGACUUAAGGUAAAAAGUGCCUGAUUAAAGUUCUUGAGAAUGUUGUCUGAGAGUGUUGUCUCUGUUAUAUGUUUCUGUGUUACAGCAAAAAUCUUGUUUACUCAUAUAACAGUCAUGUUGUAUAAACAUAAUCCAUGCAUGUAGUACAUGCACCAGCAGGACUUUUAACAUUUCGUAACUAAAGGGAAUUGUUGCAGCUGUCGAAAGAGUUGGGCUCCUAAACGCACAGUUCUUUCUUAUUUAUAACAUUUACCGGUAAAAGACUGUUUAUUCUUUGUGCCUUUGUGUCUCUCUACUAAGUAUUAGCAGGAUUACCAGUAAGUAAAGAU